AUGCAUUCCCCUGCCUAUCAGUGUGUCGUCCUGCCUGUUGCGUCCAUCCACGGUCAUCUUGGUCCAAUUAUUCCAUUCACAUCAAUGCCCCCGCAGACCACCACCACUUACGCAUGCUUUGUCCCACAAGGAUCUCGACCAGAGGUAGUCCAUUCGAACGCCAUGGUCGAGACCCGAAGAGUAGACGUGGUGGCAUUUUCGUGGAGUAACCGACUGCUCCCCCAAAGCUAUAUAAGAAGGACAACCCCUCGUCCUGAUCGUAAUUUCAUUCACACAUCUACAGAGUUACAAUCCAACUCAGACACUCCUUUUGAACUCUACUCUCUCCUGUUACCUAGAGUAACAUAUUCCAUUUCAAGACCUAUAUCAUCAUCGCUUGACGCGACCUCACACUCCUUCAAAAAAAUGCAACUCACCAAGUCUCUUCUGCUGCUGGCAGCCCUUGCCUCCACUUCCCUUGCUCGCCCUGAGGGCCACGAGAGACGUCAAGCCUCUACCACCACCUCGGCUGCCUCCUCUACCUCUUCUACCUCUUCCUCCUCUUCCUCCGCCGGUGGCGGCUUCGGUGCUAAAACCUCCAACUCCGGCUCCGGAAUCACCUACCAGGGCAACGUCGGCGACCCCUACGGUAGCAACAUGAUCGAGAUCUCCUCCGAUGAUGCCUCGAACUACAAGCACGUCGCCAAGAUCUCCGGCGAGAACAGCGAGCCCUGGGACCUGAUCUUCUUCAACAAGUACGGCCCCGACGGCAAGAUGGACGGCUGGUUCGGCCACUCCGCCCUCACGCUUACCCUCAACUCCGGUGAGACCAAGUACGUCGCCUUCGACGACGACACCAACGGCGGUUUCGCUGCCGCUCCCAGUGGCAGCAUGCCCCUUGACCCUGGUGGCGGCUACGCCUCUACCUGGGGUGAGUUCGACUUCAGCAGCACCGGCAAUGGCGGCUGGUCCGGCUUCGAUGUCUCCGCCAUCGUUGCUCAGAACGCUGGCGAGGCUGUCCAGGGUAUGAAGAUCUGCGAGCAGGGCGGCGGCACUUGCUCCAGCAUCUCGCCCGAUGCUUCGUCUGUCGAUAACGCCUACACCACUGGCGAGACUGAUAUCGGUGGAAUUGGCGGCAACAUCUCCGGAGACGGUAACGUUCUGCUCGAGGUUACCGUCAACUGGCAAGGCUAA
This is a messenger RNA of Aspergillus puulaauensis, 1173 nucleotides long. Its product is annotated as putative allergen. Bases 1 to 1173 code for a protein of 390 amino acids. Gene Ontology annotation, cellular component: extracellular region. Gene Ontology annotation, molecular function: IgE binding. The transcript has a single exon. Lineage: Eukaryota; Fungi; Ascomycota; Eurotiomycetes; Eurotiales; Aspergillaceae. The record is from RefSeq and is a predicted model, not a curated record.